CCGGCCGGGUCUCCAGCUCUCCAGGUCUGCCUCUCGGGUUCUCCCUCAUUCGGUUUUCCCCCCUCCCCACGCCAUUUGCAUCUUGCCGAAAGCCGGGCCCUCCCCACUAAUUUGCAUAUCUUAUAUGGCCUAAUGGUGGCGAUCAUGGCAAGUUAGAAGUUUUCUGACUCCUCUCGGAGGAGACUCCGGGACCCCGGGGAGUAACAGGUGUCUGGAGGCUAAAGGGUGGAGGGGGUUCCUGGACUUGGGGUUCGCCUGUGAAACUCCCCUCCACCCUCCUCACCGGCACCCACCCACCCACCCCCUCACCCCCUUCUUUUUCUGUCCUUGGAAAAUGGUGUCCAAGCUCACGUCGCUCCAACAAGAACUCCUGAGCGCCCUGCUGAGCUCCGGGGUCACCAAGGAGGUGCUGGUCCAGGCCUUGGAGGAGUUGCUGCCAUCCCCGAGUUUCGGGGUGAAGCUGGAGACGCUGCCCCUGUCCCCUGGGAGCGGGACUGAGCCGGACACCAAGCCGGUCUUCCACACUCUCACCAACGGCCACGCCAAGGGCCGCUUGUCCGGGGACGAGGGCUCCGAGGACGGGGACGACUAUGACACCCCUCCGAUCCUCAAGGAGCUGCAAGCGCUCAACACCGAGGAGGCGGCGGAGCAGCGGGCGGAGGUGGACCGGAUGCUCAGCGAGGACCCUUGGAGGGCUGCCAAAAUGAUCAAGGGCUACAUGCAGCAGCACAACAUCCCCCAGAGGGAGGUGGUCGACGUCACCGGCCUCAACCAGUCCCACCUCUCCCAGCAUCUCAACAAGGGCACCCCCAUGAAGACCCAGAAGCGCGCCGCCCUGUACACCUGGUACGUCCGAAAGCAGCGGGAGAUCCUCCGACAAUUCAACCAGACAGUCCAGAGUUCUGGAAAUUUGACAGACAAAAGCAGUCAGGAUCAGCUGCUGUUUCUCUUUCCAGAGUUCAGUCAACAGAGCCAGGGGCCUGGGCAGUCCGAUGACGCCUGCUCUGAGCCCACCAACAAGAAGAUGCGUCGCAACCGGUUCAAAUGGGGGCCCGCGUCCCAGCAAAUCUUGUACCAGGCCUACGACCGGCAAAAGAACCCCAGCAAGGAAGAGAGGGAGGCCUUAGUGGAGGAAUGCAACAGAGCAGAGUGUUUGCAGCGAGGCGUCUCCCCGUCCAAAGCCCACGGCCUGGGCUCCAACCUGGUCACUGAGGUCCGCGUCUACAACUGGUUUGCGAACCGCAGGAAGGAGGAGGCGUUCCGGCAGAAGCUGGCCAUGGACGCCUACAGCUCCAACCAGACGCACAGCCUGAACACCCUGCUCUCGCACGGCUCCCCCCACCACCAGCCCAGCACCUCGCCUCCCAACAAGCUGCCAGGAGUGCGCUACAACCAGCAGGGAAACAAUGAGGUCACUUCCUCCUCAACAAUCAGUCACCAUGGCAACAGCGCCAUGGUGACCAGCCAGUCCGUUUUACAGCAAGUCUCUCCAGCCAGCCUGGACCCGGGCCACAAUCUCCUCUCACCUGAUGGUAAAAUGCAGAUCUCAGUCUCAGGAGGAGGUUUGCCCCCUGUCAGCACCUUGACGAAUAUCCACAGCCUGUCCCACCACAAUCCUCAGCAAUCUCAAAACCUCAUCAUGACGCCCCUCUCUGGAGUCAUGGCCAUUGCACAAAGCCUCAACUCCUCCCAAGCUCAGAGUGUCCCUGUCAUCAACAGCGUGGCCGGCAGCCUGGCAGCCCUGCAGCCCGUCCAGUUCUCCCAGCAGCUGCACAGCCCUCACCAGCAGCCCCUCAUGCAGCAGAGCCCAGGCAGCCACAUGGCCCAGCAGCCCUUCAUGGCUGCUGUGACUCAGCUACAGAACUCACACAUGUACACACACAAGCAGGAGCCCCCCCAGUAUUCCCACACCUCCCGGUUUCCACCCGCGAUGGUGGUCACAGAUACCAGCAGCAUCAGCACGCUCACCAACAUGUCUUCCAGUAAACAGUGUCCUCUCCAAGCCUGGUGAUGCCCACAUGUCACUUACUUGGUGCACAGCAACAAGGACCCUAUUUUCCACACCAUCACCCUCCAGGCAGCUGUCGCGGAAAAGCGCAGUGACCUGCCAAGCACCUGUGAGAGGUCCCUGCUCACCUGACAUCCUGCCGGCACCUCGGACAAUCCACUCUGAGAGGUGCGGCCGAAGCCCAGCUUCCCUUCUAUGCAGUAUUGUCACGAUGCCUCUCCCACGAUGUCACACGCUCCCGUCUGGUCUGUCCUCGAGGCGGGAGGCGACAAACCACGGAAGAGGAAGAGAGAAAGCCGUAGUGUCUACCUUGUGCUCCUUCGACGAACAAACUGAUGCGAAAACUUGAAUCUGUUACUGAAAUGAGGAGAGGAGGACACGUGCUAUUGAACUGAGCCAAACACACUGUAAAUAUCAGCCACCUCCCUCCCCCUCCCCCAUCCCAGCUGAUCUGGAGAUUUCUUUUAAAGAAGUAAAUUUGUCCAAUGGGUGUAAACUAUAAACUACUGUAAUUAAGUGCAAUUUCCCCUCCACUUCCUCCUCUCCCCUCUGCCCUGUAUAUAAUACUAAAGUGUCUAUCAGUUUUCUUUGUAAAGGUCAGAGUUGAAUUUUCAAAGUGAUUUGCUCCUCAUCCCCCACCCCACCCCCCGGAGAAAUAUCUAAGGCAGAAGUGAAGCCCUUGCCCGCUUCCUCAGGCCUGGACGCACACAGGGACUGUGUAUUUUUGGACUGACUGCCAACUCACUCCUCUCUCCUGAUGUUAAGGCAUGCCUCUGGAUGUUGAGACAUGUUCCCUGGAAGCGCUGCACAUAGUGUCAGAGUAGCACCCUAGCUUCCAGUGGAGCUAGAGGAUCAGCCAGCACCGCCCCCACCCCCCGAUCCCAGGAAACCCCAAGGCAGGGACCCUGGCUGUUUGAUAGUGCAAGAAAAGUUGCCCUUUCAGGAAACCUCCCAUUAAAACAAUUUAUUUUAUCACUGC
Molecule: messenger RNA, 2987 nt
Organism: Phacochoerus africanus (Common warthog)
Lineage: Eukaryota; Metazoa; Chordata; Mammalia; Artiodactyla; Suidae
Gene: HNF1B
Product: HNF1 homeobox B
Exons: 9
Coding region: 335-2011 (558 amino acids)
Biological process (GO): liver development; positive regulation of DNA-templated transcription; regulation of transcription by RNA polymerase II
Cellular component (GO): nucleus
Molecular function (GO): DNA-binding transcription factor activity, RNA polymerase II-specific; RNA polymerase II cis-regulatory region sequence-specific DNA binding
Source: RefSeq, a predicted model, not a curated record